AUGGCAGCCACCAUGGGUUCGGGAGUAAAAGUCCCUAACGAUUUCCAAGUGUUGGAAGAGCUCGAAGAAGGCCAGAGAGGGGCAGGAGAUGGCACAGUUAGCUGAGAUCUAUAAGAUGAUCAAGACAUGACACUUAAAAGAUGGACAGGGAUGGUAACUGGGUUGCCAAGGGCAGACCCGAGAGCCCUAUCAGCGCUAGCGAAACAGCAGAACUCCUACAGCAUCGGAGCCGAGCUCCAAGAGCUACAGCGCCUGAUGAUGUCCAAAGAGAACAUGAAGCUCCCUCAGCCGCCCAAAGGACAGUGCUAUGCCUCUGCUCACAUACAGGGACUUGUACGUGAGGCUCCCUCCACCUCGUAUUCCGGGAACUCUGUGAUAAUCACCCAAUCCCGAGACCUCUUCAGCCCUGCCAUCCUCUCGGCAGGUCGAAGUCCCAGCUGGGACCCGAGAGUGCACGUGCGCAUGCUCUGCGUGUUCUGGGGCCACCAGGAGGCUGUCCGUGGCCUUCCUGCCUAG
Messenger RNA from Lepus europaeus (European hare), 516 nucleotides. Its product is annotated as ubiquitin-conjugating enzyme E2 variant 1-like. The transcript has 3 exons. Lineage: Eukaryota; Metazoa; Chordata; Mammalia; Lagomorpha; Leporidae. The record is from RefSeq and is a predicted model, not a curated record.